AUGGCGGAGCCGCCGUCCUCGCCCACGGACCUGUCCCUCGCCAACAGCGGCCGGCCCCUGCAGCAGCAGCUCAGCCCGCGGAGAAGUGCGUCAGGUCCUGCAGGCCCUGACGGUGACUCCGGCGCCGGCUCGGCGUCCAAGAAGGCGGCUGGCGGUGGCGGCAAGUGCAAGCGGGUGCGCACCAUCUUCACCGCGGACCAGCUGGAGAGACUGGAGGCCGAGUUCGAGCGCCAGCAGUACAUGGUGGGGCCGGAGCGGCUGUACCUGGCGCACGCCCUCAACCUGACCGAGGCCCAGGUCAAGGUGUGGUUCCAGAACCGGCGCAUCAAGUGGCGCAAGCAGCACCUGGAGGUGGAGCAGCAGCGCCUGGCCGCCAUCAAGCAGCACCCCGUGCACCACCUGCAGCAGCACCUGGACGACGGCCACGGCCACGCCGGCCACCCCGGCCACCCGGGCCACCGAGACAUGGACAGCGGCUCCGAGGACAGCGUGCUCAGCGAGGACCGGUCGUACUUCGCGUCCCUCACUGAGGAUGUUCGAAGAAUUGGAGAUGAAAGUGAGGUGAACUUAAGUUCUUUAUAA
Molecule: messenger RNA, 582 nt
Organism: Thrips palmi
Lineage: Eukaryota; Metazoa; Arthropoda; Insecta; Thysanoptera; Thripidae
Product: homeobox protein engrailed-like ceh-16
Exons: 3
Coding region: 1-582 (193 amino acids)
Biological process (GO): regulation of DNA-templated transcription; central nervous system development; neuron differentiation
Molecular function (GO): DNA binding; DNA-binding transcription factor activity, RNA polymerase II-specific
Source: RefSeq, a predicted model, not a curated record